ACACACUAUUCUUCUAAAACCUCGAACAAAAGAAACGCAAAAUACAUAUUGUCGAUGAAGAAUUUGUAAAAUAACAUUUAUUGUUUCUUCUCUACUAUGUCCAAGUCCAAAGAAGAAUACUCAAUCUCCAAUCUGUACUGUGAUGAGGCGUCUGAUGACGUUGUUUCCCAAGAUUCAGACGUUACUUUUGACCACAUUCUUUACGCCGAUUCGGAUUCUCGCCCCGACGGGGAGAGUUCUAUUGUUAGUGCGUUUAAUUCCGAGAUUGAUCAGGUUCUCGAUUCUGAUAUGAUCCAACGGUUCAUAAACAAUUCCGGGGUUGCUUCUGAUCGCCUAGAGGCUGUCAACUGGAUGUUAAAGGUGCAUGGUUUCUAUCACUUUAGGCCUGAAACUGCUUAUCUUUCUGUUAACUAUUUGGACCAUUUUCUUCUAUCAAGGACAUUACAG
Messenger RNA from Morus notabilis, 447 nucleotides. Its product is annotated as cyclin-D1-1. The annotation marks the transcript as partial. The transcript has 2 exons. NCBI's taxonomy places the organism in Eukaryota, Viridiplantae, Streptophyta, Magnoliopsida, Rosales, Moraceae. The record is from RefSeq and is a predicted model, not a curated record.